CUCUGAGCACCCUGUGCCAGGGCCUCAGCACCCUGACAGAAAAUAAUUUCUACCUGACAUUUAAUCUAAACCUACCUCAGUGGCAGUUUGAAGACAUUGCCCCUUGCUCUCUCACUACAGUUCCUGAUGAAGAGUCCCAAAAUGACCCAGCCUUUCUUAUUACCUUGUGUUAUCCUAGUGCCCAGACACAAAAACCAAGGAAGAAAAGGAAAGAAGUUUCAUUAGAGAGAAGUAAAUAUGCCUCAGUUAUUCCACUGUAGCUUUAGAUUCUCUCUUUUACAUGACUCUGAAAAAUUUCUAGAUAGGAAUAGCAUUAAACCUAAUAAAAUUAAUUUCCUUAAAAGGGUAGGAGAAAUUAAGGAGGUUCUGAUUUUUUGCAGAAUAGAAAAGACUUUUUUUAAUCCUUUUGUGAUUCAGUUACAUCGUUGCCAAUUUGUGUCCUUUAAAAAAUGCACCUGUUGUAAAAAAACAAGAUCUUGCUAAAAAAUUAAGGUGAGUGAUGUGUUAGGUAUACUUAAAUACCUUAAAACCUAGAAAGGAAAAAAAAAAUGAAGUGAAAUCACUGGUUUACCAUAAUGUAAAACUAAAAUCCACAUACAAGCUCCUGAAGUUACUCUAUCAAGACUCAUUAAAAAAAGCUCUGAUGCAGUGAAGGGUGGUUUGUUUUUUUUUUGAGAGCUAGUAGGUUUUCUAUGGCAUGUGUUGAAACAUGAGGGGAAGCUGCUACAGUGCAUGUCAUACUUCUUAAUGGCUCACUUGGAAAACAUGUUCCUUUCCCGCACGUGGGAGUGAAAUGCAAAGUGCUGGAGUUCCAGGUAGAGAUGGAUCUCAAGUGAAAUGCACUGAGGCCUAUGGGAAUUUCUGUUUGCAGCACUUUGUCUCAUGAUAGGCAUCUGCAAUUCAAUAGAAUGUUAAUGGCACAAGCAAAAAGCUGUCUUUACAGUAUUUAACUUGCUCAUGACCACCACUGCACUCCCCUUUUGAGACUUACCACAUGUAUGUGUAUGUAUGUUGUAGGAUUCCUUUUCUCUUAGAAUAAUUAUACUAUUAAGGCUGCUGUAAUUGGAUUGAAUUAUAGGUUGCCUUACAAAGAGCAGGGAGUUCCUGGUACAUACUUGCUCUUUUUUUUUUUCUUUAUUUUUUCAUCCCUGAAGUCAGUGCUGCUUGCUGUAAGUGCUUUGUGCUGGGAAUUUAUGGAUUUGAAAUUAAGCAGGAAGAGCAAAGUGAAUUUCAUUACAUUUCAUGCUUAACUUUAAAGAUUAAUACGUGUUAGCACUAAGAAUUUAGGCAUAAAACUUCAAAACUGAGUUCCAAAUGAGACAUUCCGAGGUGUUCAGGAAUAUUUAAUCCACCUAAGGAAAUGAUUCUCGAAUAUAUACAUGCAAUCUGUCGAACCACAUCAUGUGAGGGGAAAAUAUCCAUCCCGUUUGUAAUGUUGGCACGUGCCACAAGAAAGUGUAAGUAGCAGAAUUCAUCCUUGGAAUAUUAUUGCUCUGCAGAAAAAAUAUGCAAAUUGCCCUUUAAUCAUUGUACUAGAACACAGUGCUUGAUGCUGCUGAGAUCUUUCAGGUGGGACCCAUAGCACACUUUGUGCACACGUUUUUAUGAGGGCUCCUGGAUGUGUGGGAGUAAUUUGCUGCUCUGUCAUCAAGACUUGUUUGGCUUGCUGGAGAUGUAGGCGUAGCCCCAGACUCAGUGAAAUCGAGCAAUCCUUCCUCCAGUGCUGCAAAAGCACGAUGAUGGAGAGAGAAACACGGGUCCAGCCUUUUUAAUUCUCUUUAACUAUAAAAGCUUUCAAUUAUACAUCCGAGGUGCUGCGUUUUACCCCUCCAGUUCCUAAGCAACAGCUAUUUUCAGAUUGAGUGUGUCUGGUGUUGUUCUACCUACUCCAGGCUCCUUCCUGCGAGGUGGCUGGUGGCUGCUUGCUGCCUCAGCCUCUUGCUGUGGCACUGCAAGGAACAGAUGCUUUAGAGGAGCAGCAGGAGCUGGGCUCUGACCACUCUCCACCUCACAGCUCACACAAACUUGAGUGCUUCGGGGAGCUCUGCCGUUCUACAAUGAAGAGCAGGAGUGAGAAUUAAGGCUCUUGCCGCUGGUUUGGGACAAGAAGCCUUUUUGUCAAGUCUGGCAAAGCCUCUAGAGCAGAUUCAGGAGGAUGAGCCGGAAAUCCCUGUACUUGCUGAAGCGCAGGUGGGAGUCCAUUCCCGCUGCUGACCAGUCUUCUGGCACCAGCAUCACGGUGGACAUCGCUGUCAUGGGAGAAGCACACGGGCUCAUCACAGACCUCCUGGCCGAUCCUUCACUGCCCCCCAACGUCUGCACGUCACUGAGAACAGUGAGCAACCUGCUCAACACACAGCUGACCUUCCAGGCCAUCCACAAGCCAAGGGUGAAUCCCUUGAUGUCCUUCAGCGAGAACUACACCUGCUCUGACUCGGAGGAGUGUCCAGAGAAAGGAGAAAAACUUGCAAUUCCCAAGCGCUUACGGAGAAGUUUGCCUCCAGGACUGCUGAGACGAGUAUCCUCAACCUGGACCACAACCACGUCAGCCACAGGAUUGCCCACUCUGGAGCCAGCUCCAGUGAGAAGGGACCGCAGUGCCAGCAUCAAACCUCACGAGUCUUCUUCAUCCAGCUCUGACUCUUGGAACAGCUCCAUUCUGAUGACAAUCACCAAGAGCAGGUCCUUCUCCACCUCCUACGCCGUGUCCUCUACCAACCACCUGAAUGCCAAACGGCAGAGCCGGCAAGGUAUCCCACCAAAUAUUUCACCUCUCACCUCCCCGUGCCAUUCACCGAUUCAGGGGACGCCUGCCACAAGUCCUACUGGAAAAACAUCUUCUGUGUCAUUUCCAGAGCCUACAGACACUGACACAAAGCAGGGCCUAAAGCCACACAAAGUCUUAACUUCUACUCAGAGUGCACCUAGCCUGUCAGACCCUAUCAUCAGCCCCUCCGUCAUCUGCAGCAGCUGUGGCAGACCCUACAACCAAAUAGAAGCUGGCAAUGGGACACUAAAUAGAAAUGAUGCUACUACACACACCCUGAACAGAACAGAUGAUCCUGCUCAAGCCACUUCUGACUACGAGACCAACAACAGCGACAGCAGUGACAUCGUGCAGAACGAUGACGACACGGAUUGCUCCAAGGAGCAGCCACGGAAGGGAUCUGGCUGUAGGUCCUACACACCUGAGACCAUCAUCCUGCAUCCCUUGACACCGCCUGAGGACAAGCCUGUACUGGCUCCUGAGCCUCUGGUUAUGGACAACUUGGAUCCCCUGAUGGAGCAGCUAAAUAGCUGGAACUUCCCAAUCUUUGAUUUGGUGGAAAAAAUUGGGAAGAAAUGUGGUCGGAUUCUCAGUCAGGUAUCAUACAGGCUUUUUGAUGACAUGGGGCUGUUUGAAACCUUUAAAAUACCAGUGAGGGAAUUUAUGAACUACUUUCAUGCCUUGGAGUGUGGAUACCGAGAGAUACCUUAUCACAACCGAAUCCAUGCCACUGAUGUUCUACACGCCGUGUGGUACCUCACAACCCAGCCCAUCCCUGGACUCCCAACUGUGAUCAAUGACCACGGCUCAGCAAGUGACUCAGAUUCUGACAGUGGAAUCACUCAUGGCCAUAUGGGAUAUGUCUUUUCAAAGACAUACACACCUACAGAUGACAGCUACGGAUGCCUGGCUGGCAACAUCCCUGCCCUGGAGCUGAUGGCUCUUUAUGUAGCUGCAGCCAUGCAUGAUUAUGAUCACCCAGGAAGGACCAAUGCCUUCUUGGUAGCAACGAGUGCUCCUCAGGCGGUGCUGUACAACGACCGCUCCGUGCUGGAGAACCACCAUGCUGCUGCUGCCUGGAACCUCUUCAUGUCCAGGCCAGAGUACAACUUCCUGGUCAACCUGGACCACGUGGAGUUCAAGCAUUUCCGCUUCCUCGUCAUCGAGGCCAUUCUGGCUACUGACCUGAAGAAGCACUUUGAUUUCGUUGCCAAGUUCAACGCCAAGGUGAACGAUGAUGUUGGAAUUGACUGGACCAACGAGAACGACCGCUUGCUGGUUUGUCAGAUGUGCAUCAAACUGGCCGACAUCAACGGGCCUGCCAAAUGCAAGGACUUGCACCUGCAGUGGACAGAAGGCAUCGUCAAUGAGUUUUAUGAACAGGGUGAUGAAGAGGCCAGCCUGGGCCUGCCCAUCAGCCCUUUCAUGGACCGCUCUGCUCCCCAGCUGGCACACCUCCAGGAAUCCUUCAUCACUCACAUCGUGGGACCACUCUGUAACUCCUAUGAUUCAGCAGGGCUGAUGCCAGGAAAAUGGAUAGAAGAGAGUGACGAGUCAGGAGACACUGAUGAGCAAGAAGAGGAGGAAACAGCAGAAAUGGAAACUUGUGAAAAUGCCGAAUCCAGAAAGAAGAAGUUCAAGAGGAGGAAAAUCUACUGCCAGAUCACUCAGCACCUGCUUCAGAACCACAAGAUGUGGCAGAAAGUGAUUGAGGAUGAGGAGAGGUUAGCCGGGUCAGAGAAGCAAGGUACAGAGCAAUCCCCACUGCACCAAUCUUCAGAACAAAUCCAGGCCAUCAGGGAGGAGGAGGAGGAGAAAGGGAAGUCCAAGAAGGAUGAAGAGGAGAACACAACUGUAGAACCAAACCAAUGACAAUAUUUACAGCAGUAUUUUAAGACAGAUUGACUCGUGCACAGACUCUUUCUCAAGCCAGCACAGCAUUUAGACACAACACUGUAGAAGUAUGGGAUAAUGCACCUACAGCUGUUUAAUUUGUUUCUCUUUCCUUUUUAUGGUGAGGUACAUUGUUUAAACUCCUAUGCUCAAGGAAGCUUUCACACUGCAACACCGGCUUUACAGACUUUCUUUGAAGAGAUUUGGGGGUGGGUGGAAUUAUAUAAAUAUAUAUAUAUAUAUAGCCAGGGUUAUUGGCUGCACACUUCAGCAAAAUACAUUUAAUGAUAUAUUAUGGUCACUGUGAUAUUUACAGGAGAAAGUUAUCUGAGCAAAUGCUGCUUCUGAAGCACAUUUGCAGUUAACAGUAAGGUACCAGUUAAGUAGCUUUUUGCUCUUAAUGCUGAGGGAUAAAAGUUCCAAAGCUUUAUAUGAAUGCUGAUAUAUCCUGCCAACACAUAUGUGUGAGUGAGGGGGUGUUUGCAAGUGUGAGUGGAUGUGAUGAAAUACAGCAUGGUCUGAGUUCUUACCACACUAGCUGUAGCACACGUCCCAGCACACCACAACAAACAGAAGGCCAGAAUUGUAAAGAAUUCGUGCCUGCAAGGGAACAAUUUUGGGGAGCUUUGCUUUCCCAUAGCCCUCCACUCCCAGUUGCACUCCAGCUGCGGGCAGCCUCCAUCCAGCAGCAGCCCAGGCGCUGCUCUGUUCCCUACCCAGCUGUGCUGGCAUCACCUCUUCCUCCUCCUCCUCGGCAGCCCCUGGACUGCUGGCAAAGGGGAUGUGCCAGGAGGGCUGUUUGCAAAGGGGGAAUGCAUGGCACAGCAAUCCGUGCCCCUGGAGGAGGCUGGCCCUGCCUGUACCUGUGCAAGGUGAGCGGCGGUGCAGGGCCGCGCGUGCGUUUGGGCAGGAGAACGUGGGGGCACACCGUCCUCUUCUGCCCUCACCCCUGCCUCUGGGUGGCCAAAUGUGUCAUUUGAGUACAAAGCUAAACUGCUGGGAGACAAAGGAAAGGAGUGUGAGGGCCAGGGCAUUCCCCAGAAGAAGGCAAAGGAUGCCUCAGGAGCUGCAGGGGACAGUCCUGCGUGGGCUGGGCACUCGGUGUCCCAGGAUCUGCUCACCUGGCUUUUCAGUGUGAGGUGCUGCAUGGGAGCAGUUUGUUGCUGGCAUUCUGCUUAGGAGCAGCAUGUUUGAUCCCACCCAUAUAUUUUUCCUUCUUUCUUCUUUUUUUUAUUUUUUUUAACCGAAAGAAAAAGAUCGGGCUUGUAAGAACAGCAGAUCUUUUUUGUUGUUGUUCUGUUCAUUUGUUUUCUCUGUUGUUUAUGCUGUGAGCCAAAUGUCUAUUUAAAAGGUUGGAUAUUCACUUUCAAUAUUUUAUUUCACAAUAUAUUUGUCAAUUAUUAGCAAUCUAGAUGUAAAUAUGGAAAAAUUUUUAUGGGUUCCUGUAGAUAAUGAUAUC
Messenger RNA from Lonchura striata (white-rumped munia), 6119 nucleotides. Lineage: Eukaryota; Metazoa; Chordata; Aves; Passeriformes; Estrildidae. The record is from RefSeq and is a predicted model, not a curated record.